CUUUUGUUACCCAUAAUGCUUUUCCCGCGUACUCGCCCUAGUCCCCUAUCAAGCGCGUUAUUCAAAAUGGCGGCCACUGGGACGCGAGAGUUUCCAUGGCUAGAAACGCUACGAAACGCUAGAAAAACAAGCUUAGUUCAAGAUGGAAAGAGAAAAAUUCACUUCACAUUCGCUGAUGGUACACAGAUGGUGGAGGAAUAUUCUGUUGCAAAUGGUGAACUCUUGGUAAGAAAGUGGAAGAAAAAGACCACACUUGGUAAGGAAUGCAAGUGGGAAUAUGAAAUUGGGGAAGAAGUGCAGCCUGUGAACAUCGAUAGUGAACACAUCAUGGAGAGCAGAGCAAAUCCCAUUUUUAUCCGCAAAGAUGUGAACAAAGCUUUCCAGUGGAGGGUUCGCAAUCUUCCCUAUCCACUUGAAGUCUACAGUGUGACAGUUGAUGAUGACAGAAAGACCAUCACAACUAGGACAAACAAUAAAAAAUAUUUUAAGAAGUUUUCAAUACCUGAUAUGGUGCGAGCGGAGUUACCACUUGACCAGAGCUCAAUAUCUCUUGCACAUGCAAACAAUACGCUCAUAAUAUCGUACGCUAAACCACCUAUGAUUCUUGAGCAAGAGAAGCUUAUCAAAGUUGAGCUUGCGAAAACGCAGGGUUCAAAAGAAGGAGACAUUGAAUGCAAACCAAGCUAAGACUGCAACAAUACAAGCAGCUUUUAGACAUUAGAUGUCACUUAAUGUGGCAUGUGCCACAAUGUUUGGAUGCUUUUGUAGGACAAUUUGGAUUGAAGAACAUUGCAUUAACAGUUCUUAUUGGGAUGUAUUUAGCCAGGAGGAAGGGAGACAAUGAGAAUCUUCGAGGGUUCUAUGACAUCUAAUUUUGCACAUUAUUUUUUGGGGGUUUGAUUUUUUGGACGGAGUUUCAGACCUAAUAAAGGUACGAUUUUUACAACAGUCAACUUUCGGGUAUCGGACACCAGCUCAAGAGGUUCUGUCUAUAGAAUGAUUUUUUUUUCUACAACUCCAAACUAUCACUGACGCGCGAAAAGUGGAUCGUUUGAAUUGUAGGCAAAGAUUAGUAUCUAAGCAUACUUGAACUACGAACUUCCAUUUAAAAAAGGUCAAAUUGCUUUGCAACGUGUACAAAGGAAAAAUAUUAAUUCGUCUAACUAUAUUUAUCACUUGAAAAGAUUAACAUAACAAGACGACUUGUCAUGAACAACCUUUUUGUAAGAUAAAGUUAAAGUUUGGUGUUUUUUGGUAUUGUUUUGCAUGUUUGCUACUUAAGUGGAAAUGUGCAGGCUGCAUAGACCAAAUACCAGGUUUUCUGCCGGUUUUGACUACUUGUGUCGAGUUGUUUGCUAAUUUUAAGAUGUUCUCCGGUCUUGAUGACAAGAUGACUGAGUAUACCGUCGUUACCGGGGCAACUGGCAAAAGAAGUAAGAACCUUUGUAUCAACAUUUCUUUGUAUUUAUUUUUAAGAUUUGGGUGGGACCAAUUUUACCCCACCCUCCCCCUUCUCUAAGAAGCAUGGGAAAUAUAAUACAACUUUUUUCGAGAAAUACAACUGAUCCUUGCUUAGUAAUGUUAAACGAAGAAAGGACAGUAAUACAUGUUAAUGUAUAUACAAACAUAAUACACCUAUUUCAAUUAAGGUUGCACCCGCGAAUCAUGGGUAACGUAUAAAUAGCUAAAUCCUGGUGACUGAACGCCAUGUGAACGUUUAGAGGCACAUAAAUAAGAAUGCUAAAGCUUUUAAAGCAUUUCUUUGUAUUUAUUUUUAAGAUUUGGGUGGGACCAAUUUUACCCCACCCUCCCCCUUCUCUAAGAAGCAUGGGAAAUAUAAUACAACUUUUUUCGAGAAAUACAACUGAUCCUUGCUUAGUAAUGUUAAACGUAGAAAGGACAGUAAUACAUGUUAAUGUAUAUACAAACAUAAUACACCUAUUUCAAUUAAGGUUGCACCCGCGAAUCAUGGGUAACGUAUACAUAGCUAAAUCCUGGUUACUGAACGCCAUGUGAACGUUUAGAGGCACAUAAAUAAGAAUGCUAAAGCUUUAAGCUUAUUUUAUUAUUUAUUUGAUACACAUAAACCAAUCCGGGUUACGACCCAUAGAUUCUCUGAGUGCAACCUUUUUUAAAUAUGUGUAUACACUAGCUUUCAGCAUCUGGAACUUUUGAAUGGGGAAGAAGGGAUACCAAGUGUCAAAAAAGGAGGGACAUUUUUUGAUAAGCACGCAUCAUCUCCAAUAAGCCCCUCCCUUCCUUGAGAAGGAAAAAUGCCCUAGGGGAACACUCAUUAGAGCUUUUACGGUAUCCUGGGAGAUGUAUUUAAGUGAUCAUGCAUUUGAAUUAAAUAGAUUAUAAGUAUAAAGAAAGGUAUCAUAUUGAAUAAAUAAACAUCUGAAUAAUGAAUUAUUCAGAUAUGUCAAAAA
Molecule: messenger RNA, 2429 nt
Organism: Nematostella vectensis (starlet sea anemone)
Lineage: Eukaryota; Metazoa; Cnidaria; Anthozoa; Actiniaria; Edwardsiidae
Product: protein DPCD
Exons: 6
Coding region: 16-687 (223 amino acids)
Source: RefSeq, a predicted model, not a curated record